This is a messenger RNA of Vanessa tameamea, 6914 nucleotides long. It is a transcript of the gene NfI, whose product is annotated as nuclear factor 1 B-type. Bases 169 to 1863 code for a protein of 564 amino acids. Lineage: Eukaryota; Metazoa; Arthropoda; Insecta; Lepidoptera; Nymphalidae. Gene Ontology annotation, molecular function: DNA-binding transcription factor activity, RNA polymerase II-specific; RNA polymerase II cis-regulatory region sequence-specific DNA binding. Gene Ontology annotation, cellular component: nucleus. The transcript has 14 exons. The record is from RefSeq and is a predicted model, not a curated record. Gene Ontology annotation, biological process: regulation of transcription by RNA polymerase II.
CCGCACGCGAUGCGCGCCCUCUAGCGUAUUAUGUUCCUCCCCGACCUCCCGCGAGCCUGCAUGGUGGACGACGUAGCGACGUACCUGCAAGCGCCCUCCUCGGGACAGGUGGCUACAAUAUAUUAACAACGCCCAUAUGACGAGUUCCAUCCGUUCAUAGAGGCCCUGAUGCCUUUUGUAAAGUCCUUUUCGUACACGUGGUUCAAUUUACAAGCGGCCAAAAGGAAAUAUUACAAAAAACACGAAAAACGGAUGAGUCUUGAGGAGGAGCGACACACAAAGUAUGAACUACAGAAUGAAAAAGCAGAAGUAAAACAGAAAUGGGCUUCGCGUCUACUCGGGAAGCUGAGGAAAGAUAUAACGCAAGACUGUCGAGAGGAUUUCGUCCUCAGUAUCACGGGCAAGCGGCCGGCCGUGUGCGUGCUCUCCAACCCCGACCAGAAGGGCAAGAUGAGACGGAUAGACUGCUUGAGGCAAGCUGAUAAGGUGUGGCGCUUAGACCUGGUAAUGGUGAUAUUGUUCAAAGCGAUACCGCUAGAGAGUACAGACGGGGAACGCUUAGAGAAGCACCCAGAAUGUACGCAGCCGGGGCUCUGCGUCAACCCUUACCACAUCAACGUGUCUGUGCGCGAACUAGACUUGUACCUCGCGAACUUCAUCAACAGCUAUGGUAAUGGGAGCGACGGUCUACCAGAUAUACUAAGCGGAUCUCUCUCUCCACAUCCCACUAGGGACAAAGAGAAUGAACACGAGGCUAAGAACAAAGGCUAUACCCAUAAUCCAUACAACGGUGUUAUUUGCAACGAUAUCAUUUUAGCGACCGGUGUCUUCUCUUCGAAGGAACUAUGGAAGUUAUCUAAAGCGUCUAUCCUCCAAGAAACAGGAUCCGAAUCACCGGGGGGCUCCGGGGGCAUCAAACUGGAGUCCACGUACUAUGGGUACAACAGCCCCGCGCCGCCCGCCUUCGAGCCGCCGCCCGAGCGCGCCACGCCCUCCGCCAUGCUCGUCGGCCAGUGCUUCAGUAUUCCCCAUAGUUCAGCGGGUCUGAGCGCAGCACAAUCGCCCCUAGUGCCUUCUAACACCAUCUUCUACCAGCACGCCCCACCUCCCACGGAUACACAUCCAACGGCGUCAGAAGCGCUAACGAACCAGCACGGCGGGAAGUACGACGGCGCGCCGCAGGACUCGCUCGGGGACUUCGUCACUUUCGUGUGCCAGGAGCCGCCCUCGGAUGUGCAGCAGUUACAGGUUCACAGUUUAUCGAGAAGCCCCAAGCCUUACUUCAGCAGUUCGAUGUUACCCCCACCGCCUCUGCCCCCCAUGGCGAGGCCGGUCACAAUUAUCAGAUCUACGGCGAGCGAGGUGGGCGUGGGCGUGGGCGGCGUGGGCGUGGGCGUGGGCGGCGGCUCGCCGGCGUCCCCCGAGGUGCGCUCGCCGCCCGCGUCGCCGCGCCGGCGCUCGCCGCACUACCGCGACUGCCACCCGCCCAUCUCCCACUUCAACCACUACCACGCGCAGCCGCAACAGGUGUUCGGCUACGGCGCGGCGGGCGGCGGCUCCCCGCCGGGCGGGCUCGGCCUGUACGCGCCGCGCGCGCCGCCCCGCGCGCCGCACAGGUACCACAGCGGACAGUUUACGUGGAACGCUCCAUUCCCAACAUUAGAGGAAGAGUUUAAUAUAAUGACAGCACCAACGGGGCCUGACCACGUCGUGCUCUUAGACGAUGAACGCUUCUUCCAAUCCAACGUGAUCACCUCGGACGCGACGGCCAUGGACACGGGCGCCAGCGUGGGGCAGGCCGUGGGCGUGGACGCCGACGAGCUGGCGCCCGACAAGCCGGCGCCCGACCUGCGCUCGCCGUGAUCCGCGCCGCCGCCGGCCGGCCCGGCCGACCCGGCGGGCCCGGCCGACCCGGCCGGCGCGGCCGCGCUGCGCUGGACGCCCGCGCCGCUGCCCCACUGGCGCCCCGUGACGCAUAAGACUGUUUGAAUUGCAUUCGAAAUUCAGAUGUAAAUUCUUUUCGUUAGACAAUAAUUUUCUACGUCCGGCGCCGGCCGGUCGUCGGUUCGACGGUGGAAUGGGGCUAGUGUAAAUAUCGCAUUGGACUCGGCGAGGGUUGUAGUCGAAUUUAAGUUUGGAUUCGCUCCUGUCGGCCGGCGGCGCCCGUCGACGGCGACGUCUCAGGCCCCGCGACCGACGCCGUCGGCCGACAUGUCAUUAUUUCGUUUAUAGAUGAUACGAAAAGCAAUACUCCAAUGAUAAUUAUGUAAAAAUAUGAUGUUACGGAAAAUUAAAACAACAUAUUAUAUUCUAAUAUUUUUAUAGAAUAUAAAUCGAGUAUGAUAUGAUCAAGCCUUCCAGUAAUUUAGUGAAAUAAAAAAAAAAAAUAUUAAUUAUAAUGCAGCUUAUGAAUUAUUUUGCUGACCUUUAAGGCAGUUAGGAGUGUAUAUGAGAACAUAUGCUUCCAGUACUGGCGUCAAAACACGUUGCGAUUGACGAAAGUGUGAUAUUAUAAGUUGUUUUAGUUUCGUUGUUGUGUGUUUUGUAUUGAAAAAUUUUUUUAGAAUAAGCGUAUGUAGAUUACAGAGAUUUUUUUAACUUAUUGAACGAAUAUAUAAGAAAGACGAGCCUUGCUUAUGAGAUUAGUUUAGUUGUGUAAUUAGAAGCCGAGUGAUGAUCAAUUAUAUUGUUGCAUUUUCGAUCCGAAAUUUCAAUAAAACAUUUAAAUAAAUGCGUUAAUGUAAUGAUGAAUGAAAGUUAUGAAAUAUAAAUAUUUUAUUAGAUCUCGUCUUGUUUUACGGUUGAUGUUUUCAAUGAAGAUUAAUAAGUUACAGCGGAACGAUCAGCAACAUUAAAAAAAAUUGUAUAAAAAAAAAACAACAACAAAAAGUUAUAACGUCGCCUAAUCUUGUCAAUUAUGAAAAUUCGAAUCGAAAGCGACAAUGAUUGAUGUGUGUAGUUCGACAUUUGUCGGGGGACAUUUUAUAGGUGCCUUUUAUAAAGAAAUCGUAUAUGACUUACGACCUAGGGACUUGUAAAUUGUAGUUUUUUUUUUUUUAUAAUCCAUCCACUUAUACCAAAACCGUGGACUCAUUACGUAAACCGAAAUGACGUAUUUUGUGGCCAAAGAGUCCAGCGUAACGAACUCUUUGGUUGCAAAAUAUAAUUAAAUUACAUACCUUCAUUACAUUAUUUAGCAAUACGUGGCCAUACGUGAAAAGCUAGUCAUUAGAAUAACAAUGUAAAUUUAUUGUACUUAAAAUAAAGAAUAUUUACAUUAAUAUAACCCCUUACGUUUAUUAGUAAGGGAUGAAAACUAAAUUUGUGGCCAAAUUACACUUAAUGAGAUCCAAAUAUAUAUACACGAUUUUUUAAUAGAUUUAGAUUUAUAAGUGUGGUAUGCUUAAGUUGGGUUUGUACUUUAAGUUCGAAGUUCACGAUCGCGGUCUGUCCCAAUCGAAGACGGAGUAGAGUUAAACAAACAUCAGAUUACUGAGCUCUGCUGUAUUUUGUAAACAGUCAAAGUAUUAGAAUACUUAUUACUACGUUAGACAAAAUUCGAAACUCACCGCGUAACUCGAGAGUGAUAUGUCAGAAUAUGUCAGAAUAAAAUUUAUCGGCUUCACUUGUCAACUUGAUUGAUGUCAACAUUUCACGAGUGAGAUACGAAAUGAAAUCUUACAGAAUCGCAACUCAGUAUUUAUUACACCUAUAUUUUAAAUACACUUUUUCAUUUAAUUACUUUAAUUUGAAAUCCAAAGUUCCGAUAACUUCGCUGAUAUUAAAAACGCCAUUUUGAAAAUAUAUAAUUUUCACCACAGAUUAUUUAACUUCUCGACCAAUUAUGUCACGUCGAAUGUGAAAUUUGUUUGUUUGUAUUGUUUCCUUCUUCGAUUGGAUUAGACUAUAAUAUGUACUUUAAUCUCAUUAAAAGCUUGUUCUGCAAAAUGAAACUAAACCGUUCAUCAUUUAAACGUUCAUUAACAACGAAUUAUGAGUUAUACCAUCAAAUAAUAAAGUAAGUCACUUACAUUCAAAAUUAUUUUUAUAAUUUUUUUGCAGAACAAUAUUUUUAAAUAUAAUUUAAAAUCGACGUCAUUUCAAUAUUAUAUCGUAUGGUCUUUCAGUGUUCUCGUUUCUUGAAUUAACUUUUAGUUGUCAUACUUAUAAAGGCAAGUACAAGCCGUAUUGUUUUAAAUAAUAAUUUCCGUUGCACUAUUGAUAAAAAAAAUGUAUGUAGGGAUUAGAAUAGGUAACGUAGCAAUAAAUGACAAGCAAUAAAUUAAAAAUAUUAUAAUAAAUACAGCUUUAGUGAAGCUAGAGAUUGGUACUGAUGUAGAAUCCAACAAAUAUAAACAGUCGACUCGCGAUAUUUUUUGUAUAGAUAAAAUGCCGGAGAACUGAGUUCUAAGUAAAUUAAGUAUAACAUUGAAGCGGUUUGGUACAAUUAAUACAUAGCUAUUUCACAGAAAAAAAACUAUAGAUAUAUAAAUAUAACUGCAAAUAUAGUACGACUAGACAGAAGGCGGAAAUUAGUCAAUUGCUAGCUAUAGACAUAAUUAGAGGAUAUAGUACAGAAAAAUUAAAUAGUAACGACACUUAAGGCUUUUGAAUACAUUCGGAUAACCAACACGAAUUCGUCGUAUUAUAACGCGACCGAAGUGACUUUGUAACGACGGCAAUAAAUAUGGUGACGAAUUUAAAAGCUAAUUGGUGCAGAAAAUUCUAGACUGUGAUUAAAUUGUUCAUUCUGGACGUGUCUUAUAUUGAAAUAGUCGUUUUGUAUGAUUGGCAGUGCACGGGCAGUGCUAUAAAGGAAAGAUAUUAUUGGUACAUAUUGUUAACGGAAUGAGACAUGUUGUAUGAAAUGCAUUUGUUAUGAUUAUGACAAACAUAAGAAUUGUAAUCAAGUUUAAUAAUGAGAGGUGAAAAGGUUUUUUAUUGACAGCGUCAGUAGAUUCAGUAGUGUUUUUUAUUAAUAGCUUUGCAAUAGUUGAUGUGAUUGCGACAAAUGCGGAAUGUGAAAAAAAAAAUACUAUAAAAAAAAACGACGAAUCUUUAAAUAAUAAGCGAAAUAAUUCACGCGUUUGUCGCAACAUAAUUUUGUUUUGACGUUUGAUUAGCACCAUUGUUACGAUAUGGAAUAAUAAUUGAAAGCCUAAACAUUAUGUGCCUUAGAUACAACAAUAUUGUAUAUUUAUGAUGCGUUCUAUACAACGUGCUAACUAGAAAUAAAUGAUUAUUGUUAUUUUAAAGAAAAGCCUCGUCCUCGUAACUUCGUUAUUAGAAUUGUUUUACGCGAAGGCUUGUCUCUGGAUCUCCUAUCGAUUUAUUUGUCCCAAACACGGCUAAUUUAAAAAAAAAAAGAACAUAAGAUAUCAGGCUGCCUUUUUAUAGGUACUCUCGUUUCGAUCCUUCCGUAUAAUCCAGUCGGUGAUAUCUAUACUUCUAAAUUAACCCAAACUGGAAAACUCAAGUCUGGACAUUGAUUUCGAAUCCAGAUUAUAACUUUAAUCCUCAUCUAAUAAUUAUUGUACGGUUAAGUAAAGCUUUUACGCGUAGUUUCGCUGAUAUAUAAAUACUUCUAAUAUAUUAUAUAAUUUUAGUACUUACAUACAUUAUACCCACUUACGUACCCAUUAUGUAAUUUACUGGCAUGUAUAUCUUAAUCUACGCGGCGUUUCGGAUAGGCUCGCUAUUUCUUUGUGAGAAGUCUGUAGUUGACCCUUGAAUUCUGGCAUCGCUUCUUAACAUUAUCUGUCAAUAAUUGAAACAGCAUCUAUUAUAAUUAUAAUGUUCACACUUUAUAAUUUCAUCCUAAUAUAUUUAUAUAUAAAUUAUAAAGAAAUAAAUAAUGUAACUAAAAUCCGUCUUAUUAAGUUUCUUUGGAUUUCUGAAUUGGAAUAACAUACGUAACUAAAUUAUAAUUGUAAAGAUAAAUUAUUAAACAAUAGAAAAAUUACAUCUAGUUACGAUUUUAUUAGUUCAUCGAAUUUGAUGUGCAAUUAUAAAUUAUUUAGCGAAUUUAUUAAUUAAUUUUUAGUAUUGAUUGUGUCCAUGACCAUAAUUGUCUGUAAAUAUCUUCCGAAGUGUAUUUAUAUAAUUUUCUAUUUGUACAAUUAAACUGUAGUAAACAAUUAAGAGUUACAAUGUUUGUCCUUACAUUAAUUUACAUGUUUUCUAUAGGUUUUUUUCUUUUUUUUUUUUUAAUUGUGUUUAAUCUGUCGUGUAAAUCAAAUGACGUGACGCCUUGACACAGACUGUGAAAUGUAAAAAUAAUACCUGGAAUAUAAAAAAAAACAACGCGUCAUUCGAUUUACAAACGAAUAUAAACUAAAGAUAGACUUGUAAAAAUGUUAUAACAUGUAUUUUUAACCUAUACAUAGUAAGAUAUUUAUAGAAUUUUAGUCGUUUAAUUAUUUCGAACGACUUGUUAUAAAGAAAAUUGGUGCUUAAAGCUUAAACAAAAUAAGUACGGUACUCGUGUGCCGUGUGUGUAUUGUCAUGAGGGGUCGGAGCAUUUGACAUAGCAUGCGUUGUUAUGCUCGAAUUUGACGCGGAAUCACUUAUGCAUAUAUAUAUAUAUUGAAAUUAAAUUGCGUAAUCGCUGAAGUAUUAUUAAAAUAUAAAUGUUCUUUUUUUAAAUUAUAAUCCUCGCACAAAAACAGACAUCGAAUUAUUUAUAAUGUACCUACUACAUUACAAAGUUACCGCGUAUAUAUAUAACGUAUCAAAAGGUUUUUUAUCAUCGAUAGUUAGUUUUUAUUAGGUUCUUUAUAUGUAAUGAUUGUUGUUACAAUGAUAAAUGAUUUUGCGUUGAAUUAUGAGCAAUUAUAAUAAUGUAGGUAAACUUUGCUCAAUAACGAUGAAAACUGAAAGUGUUACAGUUGAUGCAAUACAAUGAAACAAACAGA